AUGUUGUCCAUUCUGAGAAAAGCACGUCUCAAAGACAAGGAGAUGCGAAUCCUGAUGCUAGGCCUCGAUAAUGCGGGAAAGACCACGAUUGUCAAGAAGAUUAUGGGCGAAGACGUCAACACAGUAAGCCCGACAUUGGGCUUCAUCAUCAAGACUAUAGACUACGAUGGAUACAAGCUAAACAUUUGGGACGUGGGUGGGCAAAAGACACUACGCUCGUACUGGCGGAAUUACUUUGAAAAGACAGAUGCGUUGACCUGGGUCGUCGAUGCCACAGAUCGACUGAGAAUCGAGGAUUGCAGAGAGGAGCUCCACGGCCUGCUGCAAGAAGAGCGAUUAUCUGGAGCAAGUUUGCUCGUGUUUGCCAACAAGACCGACGUCAACGGAUGCAUGGACGAGCAGGAAAUUCUUCAAGGGCUGCAAUUGGAGGCGAUUAGAACACAUCGCUGGCACGUCCUGCGAUGCAGUGCCAUGACAGGCAGCAACCUCAAGGAAGGCCUUGCUUGGGUGGUGGACGACGCAAAGAAGAGGCUGUUCCUGUACUAG
Messenger RNA from Colletotrichum tamarilloi, 546 nucleotides. Its product is annotated as ADP-ribosylation factor 4. The record is from RefSeq and is a predicted model, not a curated record. The transcript has 6 exons. Gene Ontology annotation, biological process: protein folding. Gene Ontology annotation, cellular component: microtubule cytoskeleton; cytoplasm. Gene Ontology annotation, molecular function: GTP binding; GTPase activity. NCBI's taxonomy places the organism in Eukaryota, Fungi, Ascomycota, Sordariomycetes, Glomerellales, Glomerellaceae. Bases 1 to 546 code for a protein of 181 amino acids.